GGACUCUCCUGUGGGUGCAGCUGAACCCCGGGCGGCACCGUCUGGGCGGCUCCGCCCUGGCUCAGGUUUUCGCCCAACUCGGCGACGACGUCCCCGACCUGGACGAGCCCGGCAGCCUCGAGGGCGCCUUCAACGUCACCCAGGAGCUGCUCCAAGAGCGGGCGCUGCUGGCGGGACACGACGUCAGCGACGGGGGCCUGCUGGGCUGCGUGCUGGAGAUGGCCUUCGCCGGGAACUGCGGCGUCACCGUCGGCGUCCCCGCGCCGCCGCCCGGCGUCACCCAGGCGCCGGGGCCGCGCGUGGCCGUGCUCCGCGAGGAGGGCAGCAACGGCGACCGCGAGAUGGCGGCCGCCUUCGCCAUGGCCGGCUUCCAGGUGUGGGACGUGACCACGCAGGAUCUCUGCUCCGACGGCGCCUCCCUCGACGGGUUCCGGGGUUUGGUUUUCGUCGGCGGCUUCAGCUACGGCGACGUGCUGGGCUCGGCCAAAG
Messenger RNA from Lonchura striata (white-rumped munia), 489 nucleotides. Lineage: Eukaryota; Metazoa; Chordata; Aves; Passeriformes; Estrildidae. The record is from RefSeq and is a predicted model, not a curated record.